ACGUGUGUGAAACUGUGAAAGGUUAUUCAUGUUGUCAAAAAAUAGUAAAACCAGAAUUGUUUUUCGCAUUUUAAUAUAUAACAAAUAUUAAAAAAAUGGCAAAUAAUUUAAUUGAUGAAGUCGAAAUUAAAAAUGAAAUUGUAGAAGCCGAUACAAUGCAAAAUGAGCGAAUUAAAAAUGAAAUUCAAGAAGACAGCAGCAGUGUUAAAAUGGAAGAAAUACUAGAAAACAGCAGCGAUUUAAAAGAUGAAGAAAAUAAUGAAAAUGAUACAAUUAACAACGAAAAUGUUAAACUUGAAAGUGAAUUAAGUGGUGACACUGAAGAUCAACAAACAUUCCCAUGUAAUGUUUGUGACAAAACAUUUUCCAGGCAUUGGGGCUUAAUUCAACAUAAACGACUUCACCCUGGAGAAAAGCCAUAUUUUUGUGAUGUGUGUAACAAAACAUUUAAUAAGAAAAGUAAUUUAGUGAAACAUAAAUGUACACAUACUGAAGAAAAUUCAUUUUCAUGUGAUAAGUGUGACAAAACAUUCAACAGAAAAAACAGUUUGAUUAAACACAAAAUGAUACAUUCUGGGAGUAAACCAUUUUCAUGUGACAUUUGUAAUAAAACAUUUAACAGAAAUUGGAGUUUAGUUCAACACAAGCGAAAUCACACUGGAGAAAAAUUAUUUUCUUGUGACAUAUGUAAUAAAAAAUUUGUUACUAGUACUCAUUUAAUUGAACAUAAACGGACUCAUACGGGAGAAAAACCAUUUUUAUGUGAAUUGUGUAAUGCAACUUUUCAUCGUAAAAGUAUUUUAGUUAAACAUAAAAUGUCACAUACUGGUGAAAAACCAUUUUCAUGCGAUGUGUGUGAAAAAACAUUUAAUAGACAUUGGAGUUUACUUGAACAUAAACGGACUCAUACUGGUGAAAAACCAUAUUUAUGUGAUAUUUGUAGUAAAUCAUUUACUAAUAAAAGCCAUUUAGUUGGGCAUAAAAAGACUCAUACUAAAGAAAAAUUAUUUUCGUGUGACAUUUGUAAUAAAUCAUUUGCUAGACAAAAUAAUUUAGAUGUACAUAAACGAUUACACAGCGGAGAAAAACCAUUUUUAUGUGAUGUUUGUAGUAAAUCAUUUAAUCAAUUACAUCAUUUACUUAAUCAUAAAAGGACUCACGCCGGAGAAAAAACAUUUUCUCAUAACAAAUCAAGUGAACAAGAGAAAGAGGAUUCGUUGCCAGUUAUUUACGGGAAUAUUAAACUUGAAAAACAAUUAAAUACAGAAGCGAUUGCUAAAAAUGAGGACCAUUUACAUCCCGAUAAAUCGCUUUACACCGAAGAAAAAGCAUUUUCACGAAAUAAAUCUGAUGAACACGAGAAAAAGGAACAUUUAUUGCCCGUUUUUCACGAAAAUAUUAAGCUUGAAAAACAAUUAAAUUCGGAAGUCAUUAUUAAAGAUGAAGAUUGCGUUAAACUUCCAGAAUUGCAAAUUAAAGAUGAAAUAUUGGAAGAAAGCAACAGCGAUAGCAUGGAAGAGAUACCAGAUAACAAAAGUGAUAUUAGUUGGGAACCUGAACCAAAUCAUGAAAAUGGGAGCAGAUUAAAUGCAGAAAUAUUAUCAAUUAAAGAUGAAAUAUUAGAUCCGAGUGUUUUAGAACCACAAAUUCAAAUUACCGAUAAACCAUUUAUAUCUCCAAAAUUAAAAAGAAAAGGUUCAAUCAAACAUAAACGGACUUGUACGGGAGAAAAAUCAUAUUUAUGUGAUAUUUGUAGCAAAGGAUUUGAUAGCCGAAGUCAUUUAAAAGAACAUAGUAGGACUCAUACGGGGGAGAAACCAUAUUUAUGUGAUAUUUGUAGCAAGUCAUUUACCCACGGGAGUAGUUUAGUUAAACAUAAAAGAUCACACACGGGAGAAAAACCAUUUUUAUGUAAUAUUUGUAAUAAAACAUUUACGAGUCAAAGUCAUUUAAAUGAACAUAAACGGAUACACUCUGGAGAAAAACCAUAUUUAUGCGAUAUUUGUAGCAAGUCAUUUACUCACAGGAGUACUUUAGUAAAACAUAAACGGACUCACAGUGGAGAAAAACCAUUUUUAUGUGAUAUUUGUAAUAAAAAAUUUAGUAGGCAACACGAUUUAGCUCAACAUAAUCGGACUCAUACUGGAGAAAAACUUUUUUCAUGUGAUACAUGUAAUAAAAAAUUUUCUAUUAGUAGGCAACUACUUGAACAUAAACGCAGUCACGCCGGAGAAAAACCGUUUUCGUGUGAUAUGUGUAAUCAUACUUUCAAUAGAAAAAGUAGUUUAAAUUCACAUAAACGUCUCCAUACUGGUGAAAAACCAUUUUCAUGUGAGACUUGUAGCAGAACAUUUAAUAAGAAAAGUAAUUUAAAUAAACAUAAAUUGAUUCACAAUGGCGUAAAACCAUUUUCAUGUGAUAUUUGUAGUAAAUCAUUUUCCGAUAAAAGUAAUUUAACUAAACAUAAACGGGGUCACAUUAAGACUGAGGUUUCACGAGCUCAAUCGAUUUUAACACACGUUUUUUCAACGGCACAUUUGUUAGAAUGACAGAGUGUUAAAUAAUGUUAGAAAUAAUAAACUCAACCAUUACUCGCUCACUCGCUCGCUCUGCGCAGUGUGCUCAGUGUAUUUGUGUGCACUGUUGUGCAAACUUAGAAAGCACCCUUAUACAAUAAGUGUGUAUGAACCAUGGAGGCUAUAAAGAAGGAGAACGACCGCAAUAGAAAAUAUUGUCCCCAAA
Molecule: messenger RNA, 2742 nt
Organism: Chrysoperla carnea
Lineage: Eukaryota; Metazoa; Arthropoda; Insecta; Neuroptera; Chrysopidae
Product: zinc finger protein 436-like
Exons: 1
Coding region: 96-2549 (817 amino acids)
Biological process (GO): central nervous system development; regulation of transcription by RNA polymerase II
Cellular component (GO): nucleus
Molecular function (GO): RNA polymerase II cis-regulatory region sequence-specific DNA binding; DNA-binding transcription factor activity, RNA polymerase II-specific
Source: RefSeq, a predicted model, not a curated record